Messenger RNA from Paramisgurnus dabryanus, 9139 nucleotides. It is a transcript of the gene efr3ba, whose product is annotated as EFR3 homolog Ba (S. cerevisiae). Gene Ontology annotation, cellular component: plasma membrane. Lineage: Eukaryota; Metazoa; Chordata; Actinopteri; Cypriniformes; Cobitidae. The record is from RefSeq and is a predicted model, not a curated record. Gene Ontology annotation, biological process: protein localization to plasma membrane.
GUCAGGAGGUGUGUGCAUGUGUUCAUCUUUGCCGAGGAGGGACUGCAGGCGUGCACGAGUGUGUAUUUGUGUGCAUGCGUGUCUGCACCUGUCUGUUAAAGCAGCAUUGUUCCUGAUGUGAGAAAGCUGUUCCGAGCUGUUUGGAAAAUCCAAGGUCAUUGGAGCCUAGUCACAUGCUCUGUAUGUGAGCGUGCAUGUGUGAUUGAGUGUCUGCGAGAGUGUCUCCCUCUCUCUGUUUCUCUGUCUCUCUCUCCCUGUCUCUCUGGCUAUGUGAAGAGAAAAAGGCUUCAGGCAAAGAAUAGACAAUUUCAUCAGGUUUUCCAUCAAUGUACGGUGUUUGCGGGUGCUGUGGGGCCCUGAGACCCCGCUAUAAGAGGCUGGUGGAUAACAUCUUUCCAGAAGACCCUGAGGAUGGUUUGGUGAAGGCAAAUAUGGAGAAACUCACUUUUUAUGCCUUGUCUGCUCCUGAGAAACUAGAUCGCAUCGGCGCCUACCUGUCCGAGAGACUAUCCAGAGAUGUGGCUCGCCACAGAUAUGGGUAUGUUUGUAUUGCUAUGGAGGCUUUGGAUCAGCUUCUGAUGGCCUGUCACUGUCAGAGUAUAAAUCUUUUUGUGGAGAGCUUUCUCACUAUGGUGCGCAAGCUACUGGAGGCCGACAAACCCAGCUUACAGAUCCUCGGCACUAACUCAUUUGUGAAGUUUGCCAACAUAGAGGAGGACACUCCAUCAUACCAUCGAAGCUAUGAUUUCUUUGUCUCACGCUUUAGUGAAAUGUGCCACUCCAGUUACGAAGAUCCAGACAUCCGCACAAAGAUUCGCAUGGCAGGUAUAAAAGGCUUGCAGGGAGUGGUGAGGAAGACGGUUAAUGAUGAACUACAGGCAAAUAUUUGGGAUCCCCAGCACAUGGACAAAAUCGUGCCAUCUCUUCUGUUCAACUUACAACAGGAAGAAGGCAUAGAAAGAUCUCCUUCCCCAGAGACAGAAAAAGAGAAGGAACGUCCGGUGGAGCUGACCGAGAGGUGCUUUCGAGAGCUGCUGGGACGAGCAGUGUACAGCAAUAUAAAGAAUGCUGUGAAACCCGUGCUUAUGCACCUUGAUAAUCAUUCACUAUGGGAGGGCAAAAGUUUUGCAGUGCGCUGUUUCAAAAUCAUUAUGUACUCCAUUCAGUCUCAGCAUUCACAUUUGGUGAUUCAGCAGCUGUUGGGCCACUUGGAUGCCAACAGUAAAACCUCAGCCAGAGUGCGUGCUGGGAUAGUGGAGGUGAUUGCAGAGGCGGCCGUUAUAGAGGCCAGUGGAUCCAUAGGGCCUACAGUACUGGAGGUGUUUAAUACUCUACUGAAGCAGCUCAGACUCAGUGUCGAUUAUGAGCUCACUGGGUCCUAUGACUCUUUUGGAAACAUGGGGUCUAAGGUCAUUAAAGUACACGAGGAAAGACAACUGCAAGAAGCCGUCAUUAAAACUAUUGGCUCAUUUGCCAACACGCUGCCUACCUACCAGCGUUCAGAAGUCAUGCUGUUCAUCAUCGGUAAAAUUCCUGUGCCAGGGAUGUAUCCUGCUUUGGGGUCACCUAAUACAGGGAUUGAAGGAAGUAGAAUGAUACAGAUUAUGCUGCUAAAAUCUCUGCUGCAGGUAACAGCGGGAUUCCAGUCUACAAACAUUUUGACAGCUCUGCCCACAUCAUUCUUGGAUCCGCUUCUGUCCUUUACUUUGAUGGAGGACGCAGAGAUCCGCCUGCUCGUUCUUGAAAUUCUCAUCAGCAUCAUCGAUCGCCAUGACAACCGGCACAAAUUCUCCCCUGUCAGAAUUAUAUCCGAUAUCUCAGUACUGAUGCUGAAAGUAGACAAGUGCUCCAGACAGGAUAACCUGUUCAUGAAGAAACACAGCCAGAGGCUUUACCGCCACAUUUAUCUGGCCUGCAAAGAGGAGGGCAGCAACCAGCGACACUUUGAGUCUCUGUAUACGCUGCUGGGCUUGAUCUGUGUAGAGCUGGCCAAUGAGGAGGUGGUGGUGGAUCUGAUUCGACUGGCUUUGGCCUUACAGGAUCUGGCCUUGAUUGAAGAAGCGCUUCCUGUGUAUAACCGCUGUGCCAUCCACGCUCUAUCAGCUGCAUACCUGAACCUCAUCAGCCAGCUGACAACUGUGCCCACUUUCUGUCAGCACGUCCACGAGGUAAUUGAAUCAAGAAGGAAGCUGCUUCCUUUACUGCUACCAGAGGAUGUGCUUGUUGAACCCUCAAACAUCCCAGAGAAGCUGGAGAAGGUGGAGGGUGAGGUGCUGUUUGUGCAGUCUAAGAUAGCAGAGAUGCUGGGCGGCUCUGGAUACAACACAGAGAGACUGGCCGCUCCAUAUAUCCCCCAGAUCACAGAUGAAGACAGGUUGUCUAAGAGGAAGAGUAUUGGAGACACUGUCUCUCUGCAGUUAGAGAUGGAGUCAAGACCAAGUCCAGAAAAAGAGCAGAGAUCCACAGCUGAGCAGAUAACAUUUGAAACUCUCAAACAAGCCAUGGCAGAUAGUGAAAAUGUGGAGGAGCUGGAGAGAGAGCGCAGGAGGCAGGUGGUAGAAAGGUUUCAAACCGCUCCAUUUGAGGAGAUCGCCGCCCACUGUGGUGCCAGGUCUUCCCUGCUGCAGACUAAACUCAACCAAAUCUUUGAAAUCACAAUCAGGCCUCCUCCAAGUCCGUCUGGCUCUGUCGGGAAUGGCCGGAGUCGCUCCAUACCAGUCUAUGAAAUGAAGUUUCCAGACCUCUGUGUGUACUGAGAGAGGGUAGAGCCACAUACAAACACUCUCUACAUCUCACUAAUGCCAUUUCUUUAUAAUGUCCAGGUGUGACUCAAAAUAUACAUUAGAAGUCUAAAUUAAACAUGACAAACAAAGGAUUGAAUGUUUCUGUAUACUAUCAAACCUCUGAUAGGAUACAUUACAGAAUGAGGUUUUCAUCUUUAUUAAUUCGUCUAUUAAAUACCCCAGGUUAUUGUGUACUGUAAAUGUGCGUCCAGAGCCAGUGAUUGGUGGAUUCCUGUACAAGUAAAGCUGCCUUAAAUUUUUUAUCUUAAGUUAGGAUGUAUAAGAACAUCCUGGGUGUGUCUACAGAAACUGUGUUUUUCGAUGUGUCCAUUGUUUAAAUGACCUUAGUCGUCGUUCGUUAGCUUGCAUGUUUCAAACUUCUUUAUAUGCUGCAAUAACAUCUGUAUUUGAAGCAAUAAUGAAUGACAUUGGAAAUAAAAAAUUGUGAGGGAUUAAUCAUUAAAAUGUAAAUAUAAUGUUUCCAGCGCGAUCAGAUUGCAGUAUCGCGGUCUGAAUGAAACACUGUGUGCAGGAAAAGUAAAUUCCGAUCUGUUUCCCUUUUGUAGUCCCUUUAAGGAAAGUCAUCCCACUCGGCCAUAUUUGCAAUGCCUCAGGGCAACCAUUUGAGUCGUGUGUGAAUCUGGACCACAAAACCAGGUUUAAGUCGCACGGGUAUAUUUGUAGCAAUAGCCACCACUAUUCUUUUAUGCCAAAAAUCAUUAAGAUAUUAAGUAAUGAUCAUGUUCCAUAAAGAUAUUUUGUGGAUGCAGUUGCUAAGGACUUAAUUUGGACAACUUUAAAGGUGAAAUUCAAUUUUCUCAAUAUUUAGAUUUUUUGCACCCUUAGAUUUUUACAUUUGAGUUGUAUCUCAGCCAGAUAUUAUCCUAUCAAACCAACACAUCAAUAGAAGGCUUAUUUAUUCAACUUGUAGAUGAUGUAUAAAUCUCAAUUUAAAACAAAAAUAACACUUGUGGUUUUGUGGUCCAGGGUCACAUGUAAGACCAAGUCAUGUCAACUUGAUUCAAGGAAGACUCACUAAGGUCAUAAUAAAACCACAUAUUUCUGAUAAAUAAGAAAAUAGGAAAAUGAUGCACUCCUGUUAAAUGUAAAAAAGCAUUUAAUCAAAAAAUGGCUACAUGCCAAUGCGUUUCAACUAAACAGUUUUCAUCAGGGCAUCAAAUUUCUGAUCAACUAUUAAAUGCCACAUCAACUGUACUGUACCAUAAAUUCAAUUUCUUAAGCUCAAAUUUAAAUUUUGCUAAUCAAUUUAACCAGGAAUGUAAAAAGAUGGACGUUGUGUCUCCAUAGACUUCCUCUGUAAAAAAAAUGAAGCCAAAAUAUCUCAAAAAUCGCCACUGAUAUCUUUAGUCCGUGCAUGGGCCCCACCACCCAUUUUCCUAUUUGACUCAAUCUUUUAAACCCAACUUAUUAGAAAAACAAACACUUAGGGCCUAUUUUAACGAUCUUAGCUCAUGGUCUAAAGCGCACAGCACACAGUCUAAAAGGGCGUGUCCGAAUCCACUUUUGCUAAUUUACCAACGGGAAAAAUGGUUUGUGCACCUAGUGAACUGUCUAAAAGGGUUGUUCCAAUUCUCGUAAUGAGUAAUGGGUGUGUUUUGGGUGUAACGUGCAAUAAACCAAUGAGAGUCUCAUCUCUUAUCCCCUUAAAAGGCCAGUUGCGCUUGUGCCAUGCCGAUUUCCUAUUUAGAUGGCGGAAUUUGUAAACUGAAAAACUAAGCGAAGGAAGAAGACCACCAGUUUAAGACUGAUGUUAAAAAUGUAUUUGGUUUAAUUUGUAUUGAAAUUGUAAUUUUUUUAUUAAAAUCUUUGGUUCUUUUUAAAAGUCGUUUUCUUUCAGUCAUGAAGUAAAAAUAGCAGGCUUUAAUUGCUCUAAAUGUAUGGAUAGCCUAGACCAGGGGUUCCCAAACUUUUUUUCCUGCGCACCCCCUUCUAUGUCCCAACCGGGUUGGCGCACCCCCAAUCCCCAUUUAAAGAAAAAUCCAAAAAAGCUUUGUUUUCUCACCAUAAAUACUCAUGUUUAAUCAUGCGCAAAUAACCAAGGGCCGGUUGCACUAGCCGGACGUUAAGAAGUUGGGUGUAAUAGUCCUACGUCGGGCUUAGCUACGUCCAACAUUGUGAAAAAUAUUUACGCCUAUUGCACCAUCUGAAACUACACUCAGCGUAGAUGAUGCGCGCCCCCGUGUAUGCGUUUAACCACUGUGAUAUUUAGACACCAUUCGAGUUUACUAUGGUAAAAAACGUACACUUACUGCCGUCAGCUAAUAGAUGACAUAUGAGAGGUUUCCUCAUGUUUACCAGUGCGUCACGUGCAGACCCAUCAAACACAUUAACGAAAGCCUUUACUGUUCGCACAAAAGGUGUAUAAUAGUUUGCAGAUUCAUUAUAACAGCUCAAGUUUCAAACAAAAUUAAAUGAAAGCUUUUAAUAAGUUCUCUACAGUAAGUAUUUAUGUAUUUUAUUAUAUAAUUCAUUGGCGGUCUCUUUACCAUGCAUGAAAACACAUUGCUCGUGUAUCCUGUGCCCAUGUCUCGUCACAUUUCAUUAUUUCUAUUUUUGCCAUAAAAAAGUCUCUCUCUCUCUUGGUCCCUCUCCUCCUUCGUGACUAACAACUUUAUCAUAAGACGUCCCACAUGACAGUUUCCCUGAUUUCAGUCAGUUAAGCAUAUUUAUAAUAUAUAUGGAAUGAAUGAAACGAGUUGGCACGCAUAUAGCGGCUGCAGUGCAUAACAGAAGAGCAGUGCGUAGAAAAAGACAGCAGCUGUCUUCUACGUUUCUAUCAAAAACUAAUAAAUUAUAGUUUUUUAUUUAAAAUAAAAGCGAUUACAAAGGAAAUGUUUACUGUUAAUUUUUUUAUUUAUUUAUUGUAUGGAAAAAUCCCACUUAAAGAAACAGACCGCCAUUACAUUUUUCCUCUUGCGCACCCCCUGGUGGCAGCUCGCGUACCCCUGGGGGUGCGCGUACCACACUUUGGGAAUCCCUGGCCUAGACGAUCAGUUUAAUCUCAAAGAAUAAUUUACAUAUGUGCAAGAAAAGGUUUGUACUCUAUAAAUACUUUAUUUGUAACAAACAGGAGAUAAAGAAUUUAUAAACGUUUGGAGAGACGAAACGUUUCAGCACUCGGACAGCAACGUGAGUGUUUUGAAAAACAUUACUUUAAAAAGGUUCCCAUCUCACCAUAUCCACAGGUACAAAGUCAUCAUAUACAAUAAAUCCGUAGGGAAGCAUUAAAAAAAAACAUUUUAGAUGCAAUACUGUAUUUGCAUUUGUUUAAAGCAAAACAUUUAAUAACUUACCAGGCUACUGGUGAAACAGUUCUUCUAACGUCUCGUAAUCGCACUUCAUUUAUGUCCAAGAGACUUAAUAAUCUUUUACAUUUUAAUCCUUUAAUUUUAUAUAUUUAAAAACGUUUGUGUGCUGCUGCGCAUCCAUGUGUAUGAUAAGCAAAUGCGCGUUGUUGUCCCAUUUAUAGCCACAUAUUACUAAUGCGCUCUUUAAAAAACAAAAACAAUAUUGCACCUUAGUUGCCUCAAAAUAGCAACAGGUCAACAAUGCACCUGAACACACCUCCUUUUCAGCCCAGAUCGCCCAUGGGCGCAAAAAUGGGCAAAAAAUUGAUUUGCUAUUGUGGUGCUAAAUGUGAAAAUGAAAACUGCGCCGAGCUGAAACUAGCAAAAAACGCUUGCGUCGUUAAAGUCACAAUUUCAUUAAUCAAUUAAUAAUUUUUUUAUGGAAUACUGUGGGAUUUUUUUAUAUAAAUUAAUUAUCUGUGAGCGUCAUUAUUUAAAAAAAAAAUCAUGUGCCCUUGUAAUCUUUAGCUCUUUUUCUGCCAAUUCUUUUUAAAGUUGCCAGCCAGCAUGAAUUUUUAAAGUUAAUGCUUUCCAGAAUUUUUUUAAUGAAAGAACUACCCCUUUGCUUUUAAACAAAAAAGUCCUAUCUUUAUUUGUUCUCUUUUUAUCACUUCUCAAAUAUGGGUAGAUAUCUUAAAAAAUAAAAAAUUUUGAGCAAAAAACUGAGAUAAUUGCAUUUCUUUAAUUAUUUUAUUAGAGAUCCGAUUCAGAACGAAAAUUGGAACAUUCUAGGUGUAUUUUCUACUUUUGGAUCCAUGGAUGCUAUAGUGUUUUAUAAGGUGGGUAAGAACGCCACCUAGUGCAUAAUAGCAGAAAUAUGGAUGGCCAUAAAAACUCGUCUUUGGAAGAGAAGUGUUUUCUCUCAAUUAACAAGAUCUCAAUUGACGACUCUUCAAUGGCGGGUAAAGAGUUAAUCAAAAGCGCUAAUCUCCUCCCAUCUCAAAACGAUCUCUCUCUACUUCCGGUCACAGGCAAUAGCGCGAGGGUGGGGCCAGGGAAAAGAUUGCAGCGAUUUGCAAGUAGCAACAUGACCCAACUUCAAAGAUCCAGUCAGUUCUAAAUAGACGAAAUCAAGUCCCGCCCUACUUUUUUUCUAAUUUAAGAAGCCAUUUCAGUCGGAUAUACGUCACGAGAAGGAAAAUAAGACAAUCGCUACUUCCAUUUCAUGCCGACUUUAAAAGUAUAUCAACAUGAUAAGAAGUAACAUCAUUGGCAAAAAUGUAUUUGAAAUAUAAUAUAUUCAUUAACCCAUUCGUUUACAUGGGGAGGGCGGGGUUUAUGACCUAUACUGCAGCCAGCCACCAGGGGGCGAUUUAAGUGUUUUGGCUUCACUUUUCAGGACGUGUUUAUGCCUAGGUAUGACACAUACAGUAUGUGCAACAUAUUUACAGAACUCAUUCCCAAGACAAUCAUUAGUCUUUAACAGUUGACGAUUGGCUCUUUUUACUGGAAGGCGGGACUUUCUUCGCCAGAGCAGAUGUAUUGAACGUGGCACUUUCCCUUCUUGAAAGUAACAGAAUUGCGGCAUCUUGUUAGUAUAGUUUUUGGAUGUAUUCACAAGGUAUAUCAAAAAAUCCUGUAUAUUACUACCUUUCACCCCUUUUUAAUCGCUAAGAGUUACAGUAUAUAAAUCCGAACUUCAGUGUCACAAAAUAUAUUUUUAAUAAAAUAACCGUUUUCCUUUCCGAACUGGUGACACUUCUAAUAUUCCCUUAUUUUCAGGGUCUCAAGGGACCAUGUAGAUCUUUAUUUAUUGUUUUACCUUGAAGUAUAUUUGUUUCAUUUCUUGCUUCUUUGCUUUUCUUUCUAUAAAGAAUUUUCACGUUUAUGUAUAUAUUUUGUUUUCUUGUUAUUUAAACGUAGCACUUUAAAGCUCACUGUGUAAAUGUUGUGUGAAUUGUCAUCUUGCCAUGUGUUCUUGUGUUUACCGUAUGUUAUGUUUUUAUAUUGUAUGUUAUAUGUUUUAUGUCAUUAUGUUUUCCUGUUGUAAUUUAUUGACUCAGAGUACCGGCUUUAAAAUCAAGGCAAAACAUUUGGUUUAGUGGGUACGUUGGAAUAUUUUGCGUAGAUGGCUUACAUGUACGGUCGUUGAAAUUGUUUUGCAUGUAAAAAAUUUCAAAAACUGUUUGUUGCUGCAUGCACUGGAUGUUUUGUCUGUGCUUUUACCAUUUUCGUUAAUUUAAAUCACUUAAUGAUCACAUGAAAUUGUAAGUGUUAUGUGUUUGGGUACUGUCAUUGCAAACUGAUAUCAUUUCAGAACUGUGUUCUGUGAAUGUUUGCACUUCUUAUGUGGUGUGACAAUAAUGUCCAUUAAACACAAAUUUUAUGAAAUCAAAGUCCUGACGUGUGUUUAACUGGCAAAUGUGUGUUUGUUUUUCAGAAAUGAACCACUUUUCUGCUUGAAACAAUGAGUUUAUGUAUCACAUUUCAAAAUUUACAGUAUAGUACAUUUCAAUAAAUAAGAUAAAAAUGCUUUUCUUUCGCAUUGAGCUGGUAUUUAAUCACCACAGCAUUUCUAUGUACAGUAUUCAGAAUUUAUUGUUGAUUCUGUGAAUAAACUCUAAAGCUUAUGAUGCAAAGAUUUAAGUGCUAUUGGUUUUAAUCACCCUCCCCCCUUUACUACUAAGAUGCCUUCUCAUCAGAAGUACUGGGAAGAAAUGUAUCACGUGUAUAUUAAAAAUUUAUUUCCUUUCCACCCUGAUCUAAAAAACCCCUCACUGAUCCUUCUUCUGGUGGUCUUUAUUGAUGACAUUUUUGAAGAGUGUGAGAAGGGGUUUCUGGCCGCGCUCGUCCCAGGAUUUCAUGAAGCCCCCGUAGCGUUUGCUAGCAGGUGGGCUGCUCCAUCGAAAAUGGUUCAUUUUGUAGGACCCAUCCUUCUUCUCCUGGUUCAGGAAGUUGUUGUCCUCCAGGGGGUAGUCGACUUCAUUGGUGGCCAGCUCACGUCUCAUCUCAGCUGGGAGAGUCUCUGCGGAUUCCUCUUCAACGCCG